Acipenser ruthenus (sterlet) is the source of this 5063-nucleotide messenger RNA. Its product is annotated as lethal(3)malignant brain tumor-like protein 3. The transcript is spliced from 22 exons. Gene Ontology annotation, molecular function: zinc ion binding; protein binding. NCBI's taxonomy places the organism in Eukaryota, Metazoa, Chordata, Actinopteri, Acipenseriformes, Acipenseridae. Gene Ontology annotation, cellular component: nucleus. The record is from RefSeq and is a predicted model, not a curated record. Gene Ontology annotation, biological process: regulation of DNA-templated transcription. The coding region runs from base 214 to 2718 and encodes 834 amino acids.
GGUUACAGUUGAUCGGUUUGUCGAUACAAAAUACACUCUGCUGCCAUGCACAGUGUAAAACAGUAAAUGGAGAAUUUUGCUUACUAGAUAUAAAAUGUCACAGUUUGGAAAACAGCUAAACUUUCGACUACCAGUAUAUAUUUUUAGGCUGCUCUGCAUGCAUUUCCUUCAAUACAGUCCAAGCUUGCUCCGCUCUCCGCCCAUGCGCAUUGGAUGCUGCCUGGGCAAUUUGUCAGUACUCGUGAGAGAAUUUGGUUCAGCAGUACCUUCAACAUGAUGGAAGAAUUAGCAAGUGGAGGUUCCCAGGAAUUUGAUGUCUAUGGUGCCAUGGACUGGAAAGAUGGAGUUGGGACUCUUCCAGGCAGUGAGCUGAAGUUCCGAGUGAAUGAGUUUGGCGUUUUGGAGGUGAUUACUGAUGAAGCUGAAGUGGAAAGUGUAAAAAAGGCUCAUGCCACAACAACAUGGGCAGUGCCCACCGCACAGGAAGCUUUUUUAGAAACUCAAGCAACACCAGUUAAAGAAGAGGAGACAACGACGGCUGAGCUGUGCUGUGAGCACUGUUUCCAGUGUGGCCCGCCACAGGAUUUUCUUGGUGGUGGAAAAUUUUGUAGUGAAAAGUGUAUGAAGCUGGUACUAGAAAUCUCUAGGGAACAGAAGCUGAAGAAAGAAGAACCAAAAUCCAAUGAGGAGGAUGUCUCAAAAUAUAUACGAAAAAGAAAAAACAAAGCGUCUGACAACAUCAAAGAACAGCAGAAAGAGAAUGGAGACGAGGCCGGAGAAGAGGAAGAUGGCCCUUAUGAAAAGCCAGACAGGAAAAUACAGAAAGGACCACAAAGGGCUCGCAGAAAAAGAAGAGGUGAUGCUGCACUGCUAAAGCAAACGAUGCCUUAUGGGGGGAAGAAGAAAUCAUGGAGCUGGGCUUCAUAUCUGGAACAGGAAAAAGCAAUUCCUGCACCUAGCAAACUAUUUAAAGAGCACCAGUCCUUUCCACAAAGCAAAACUGGAUUCAAAGUAGGAAUGAAAUUGGAAGGAGUGGACCCUGAACACCCUUCAAUGUACUGUGUUCUUACUGUUGCUGAGGUUUCAGGCCACAGAAUAAGACUCCAUUUUGAUAAUUAUUCAGAUUGCUAUGACUUUUGGAUAAAUGCAAACUCUGCAGAUAUCCAUCCAGUAGGCUGGUGUGAAAAAAGUGGACACAAACUUCACCCACCAAAAGGGGUCAAAGAAGAUGAAUUUAACUGGCAGUCAUACCUCAAGCUAUGCAAGGCUCAGGCAGCACCCAAAUCUCUGUUUGAAAACCGAAACACAACUGUUACCCCUUCAGGUUUUCGGAUAGGAAUGAAGUUCGAAGCCAUUGACAAGAAGAACCCUGGUUUUAUCUGUGUUGCCACAGUAACUGACAUGGUCGACAGUCGCUUUCUGGUGCACUUUGAUAAUUGGGAUGAGAGUUACGACUACUGGUGUGAUGCAACAAGUCCCUAUAUUCACCCCGUUGGCUGGUGUAAAGAACAUGGCAAAGUCCUCACUACUCCUCCAGAUUACCCAAAUGUUAAACAGUUUUCCUGGGAAACAUAUUUGGAAGAAACCUGUUCAUUACCUGCCCCUGCAAGAGCAUUUAAAAUGAAACCAUCUCAUGGUUUUCAGAAAAAUAUGAAGCUAGAAGCUGUUGACAAGAGGAACACUAUGCUUAUUAGAGUUGUAUCAGUCGUAGAUGCAGAUGAUCACAGAAUAAAGAUCCACUUUGAUGGCUGGUGUGAUGAGUAUGAUUACUGGGUUGAUGCAGACAGCCCUGACAUUCACCCUGCUGGCUGGUGUGCUAAAACAGGUCAUGCCCUUCAGCCACCUAUUAGUCCACAGGAUAUGUUUGAAGCCUCAGAACAAGGAGGAUGUCCUACUCCAGGAUGUAAAGGGGUUGGACACAUAAAAGGCGCCAGAUACUCAGGUCAUCACAGUGCUGUCGGUUGUCCUUAUUCUGACAUUAACAUCAACAAGGACUCUGUGCUUCCAGACCGUCUCAGUGGAGAAAUGCCUCUGUCCAGUCCAGCCAUGCCAAAGAACAAAAAAGGAGAAGUAAGCGGUGUACCAACACCCCCCUUGCUUGAAAAACACUCAAACCCAAAUAAUUGCAGGCAUCCUUUAGCUGCUAGUCGCUCUGCAGAGAGUUCUGGAACAGAAAAGAUUCCUGCAGAGGAAAUGAACAGUGAGCCACCACACAAGAAACCUCUCCUAUGUAAUAACAAGGGAAAGAAACAUAACAGAGUUGGACGUCCAAGUAAACAACAGAAAGUUGAGGAGUUGGAGGAAGAGGAAGAGCUAGAUAGUGAGGUGUCUUCAAUUACUGAAACCAAAGAAACAGAAGAGCUCACCUUGCAGCAAGCCCUGCACCAGUCAGUGUUCAUGCCUUCCACGUCUCCAUUACCCAGUCUACCUCUGUGCUGGGAGCAACACAGCAAACUCCUCCCCAGUGUUGCUGGCAUAACUGCCAGCACAGUGGCCCAAUGGACUGUAGAAGAGGUUUCAGAAUUUAUCCAAGGUUUACCAGGGUGCAAUGAGCAGGUCAAAACAUUCCGAGAGGAGCAAAUUGAUGGAGAGGCAUUUCUGCUGCUCACCCAGGUGGAUCUUGUGAAGAUAAUGUGCAUUAAACUGGGACCUGCCUUGAAAAUCUACAAUUCUAUUCUGAUGUUCAAAACUGCAGAGAACUCCUACAAUGAACUGUAAGCACUUGAGGGACAUUUUUGCACUUAAGCUCAAAUAAAGCUAUUGUUUAAAUCCAAGCACAAAUGUUCGGGUGGAGUGAAUGACCAAGAUGGGCCUGUAAAGUUACAUCUGACAGUGAUUCAAUAAUGUGCCUCAUGCCUAGUGCAGUGUUCCAUGGCUGGAAUGUCUUCAAGACGCACAGUGUCUGGGAUGGUGAAUGUCUGCUACACUAAAAUCCAUUAGUGUUUCCCCCUUUCUGCUACUGGUUAACACCCAGAAUUUCCCAUGGUGCCCUUGUGCUACACACCAAAUUUCAUUGUCCCUUGGUGGUUUGAUACCACCUCAUGUUGAACCUCUAUACUUUUAAAAAAUGUGCAUUCUGUGUUUUGUUUACAGGAACAUUCCAUACCAUAAUAAAAGAGUUACUCAUGAUUUAAGCACCCUGAAUUAACACACCUCUUCAUAACAAUUAUCUAGUUUGCUCAUAAUGAUGUUAAAUCAGUGAAAACCAAAGUUAUUUAUAAUUGAUUUCAGUACAAUUUUUCACACAGCUUUUUAAAAAGCUUCAGAAUGUGGUUUUUUUUUUUAUUCCUAUUGUUUUAUGUUUAAAGUGUAUGCUUCAGCUGUAAAUAAAGUUCGCCUGCUGUGUAAGUAUCCUUUUGCUGAGCAUGUUAGGAAAAGACUCGUGCUUAGGAGUCUGAAAGUGGUAUUUUCGCGGCUGGGAGGACACUUUGGCAAUUGGAUAAUGCAGUUUAAACAUUAUCACAUUUUGAUGGAUUUUAAAUAAAGCAGUGCCUGGGGAAUGCACUUUUAAACUCAUGGGAGUUGAGCAAUUUUGAUUUCACAGAUAGAAUCUUGCAGCAUUUAGUAACAACUUAUUUUUUUUUUUUUUUACUGUAUGGUACAAAAGCAAAAGGCUGGCAGUGGUGCAGGGAUAAAUACUCAACAUUAAUCCAAAAAGUCGGAAUAAUUCAAAAGGAUUAAGGAGAAAGCAUUCUAUAAGCCCCUUGAAUAUCAUCAGUGGCACAUAUUUGGAAUGGUGCAUGUUUUUACAUUGUGAUUAAAUAUAGCUAACGAGAUAAUAAUAACAAUACUAAUAAUAAUAAUAAUAAUAAUAAUAAUACAAUCUUGAUUAUUGAUCCCACCUGUCUUCAAGCCCUGCAAUGGCAGACAGACGCAUUUCCCUAUAUAUGGGUUAUGCUUGAGCUUUUGGGUUUGUUAACAGUGAACAACAUUGUAUAUUUUGUACAGUCGUUAUUUAUUGAAUAAUGUCACUAUCAUGCUUAGACAAACAAGGCCUCAGCAACAUGUCGAAUUUUGGCAUGCUUAUACAGAUGGUAAGUGGACAACUUUAUAUUGUUGUAUUUUUUUUUUUUUUUAAUUUUUUUUUUUGUAUUUACAGCUGUGGCAGAAUAUGUAUGUUACUUACAUAUAUGUGUACCAAGGAAACUCUGCCAUGUGUAUAAUUAAUAUAUCAUUGUCUUUCAAAUUGUAAUAUAUUUACUGUAUUUUAUGUGAGAGGGAUCACCACAGAAAUUAAGUUUGUUGUAAAGCAUAAUUCCUUUAUGAAGAAAACUUUACAUAUUGCUUUACAUUUGCAAUUCCCUGCAUUAAUUGCUUGUACAUUUGCUGAAUUGAGAAGUUUACAGUGUUAAAAAGGUGUUUAACCUCAGACUGUUGAAUCAAGAGAUUAAGCCUCUGGCAUUAUUUUAGAACAAGGGGUUUGGUAUGACUUGAAAUACAAUAUGAAAUGGUAAUAACUUGCACAGUUUAUAUACUUUUGUAUGUGUAUAGGUAUUUGCAUGGUGUUAUUACAGUAUUACAUGUGAUUUAGAAAAUUGUAUUGAAAAUGGAAUCAACAAAUAAAAUAAUAAUAAAAAAAGAUAUGACGUGCUGUUCCUUUAUGCACAUUUAAAAUAUGUAUUUUUUCAAUAGCCCAAUAAGAGCACAUUUCAAAGCAAAAUUUCCUUUGCUUAAUGUUAAAUGGAAAAUCACGCUCAAAUAUGGCUACUGUAUCAGCUUGUCUCAAGGGUCUGCCCUUAUUCAGCAUGCUUUACUGCUAAAAGGUUAAUAAACACCAGCUGUCUUCAAAGCCCCCAACCCUCCACAAACACACAUGUAUCCGCGUGUCAAGAAAAACUCAACCCCGUCUCUGACCUUUGCAAAGUGAAUGAAAUCAUUUACCAAUGCAAGCGUAAAGCAAAAUAACCAAAAUAACAUGAUCACAGGUAAAACUAGAUAAGUCAACAAAAUUGGCAUGAUCUUUGAUAAGGGCUGUGCUGAGUACUCUUAUCAUCCAAGUAUUUUUGCUUAAUACACAGGUAACUCGCAGCACACUAAUAAGUAAAAAAAAAAAAAAAAAAAAA